Cervus elaphus (red deer) is the source of this 3133-nucleotide messenger RNA. Its product is annotated as solute carrier family 15 member 2-like. Lineage: Eukaryota; Metazoa; Chordata; Mammalia; Artiodactyla; Cervidae. Gene Ontology annotation, cellular component: membrane. Gene Ontology annotation, molecular function: dipeptide transmembrane transporter activity. Gene Ontology annotation, biological process: oligopeptide transport; transmembrane transport. The record is from RefSeq and is a predicted model, not a curated record.
AUGCUUAAAGAGAGAGAGAGUGAGGAGCCAACCAUGAAUCCCUUCCAGAAAAAUGAAUCCAAGGAAACUCUUUUUUUGCCUGUCUCCACUGAAGAGGUGCCACCUCAAUCCUCCAACUUUCCAAAGAAACCAUCUCCGAAAAUCUGUGGCUCCAACUAUCCACUGAGUAUUGUCUUCAUUGUGGUGAAUGAAUUCUGUGAGCGCUUUUCCUAUUAUGGCAUGAAAGCUGUGCUGACCCUGUAUUUCCUAUAUUACCUGCACUGGAGUGAAGACACUUCCACAUCUGUGUACCACGCCUUCAGCAGCCUCUGUUAUUUCACUCCUAUCUUGGGAGCAGCCAUUGGUGACUCAUGGUUGGGAAAAUUCAAGACAAUCCUCUGUCUCUCCUUGGUGUAUGUGCUUGGACAUGUGAUCAAGUCUAUGAGUGCCUUACCAAUACUGGGGGGACAAAAUUUACACGUAGUCCUGUCAAUGGUCGGCCUGAGUCUAAUAGCUUUGGGGACAGGAGGUAUCAAACCCUGUGUGGCAGCUUUUGGUGGAGACCAGUUUGAAGAAAAACAUGCAGAGGAACGGACUAGAUACUUCUCAGUCUUCUACCUCGCCAUCAAUGCAGGGAGCUUGAUUUCUACAUUUGUCACACCCAUGCUGAGAGGAGAUGUGCAGUGUUUUGGAAAGGACUGCUAUGCACUGGCAUUUGGAGCUCCAGGACUGCUUAUGCUGAUAGCUCUUGUUGUAUUUGCAAUGGGAAGUAAACGAUACAGAAAACCACCUCCUGAGGGAAACAUACUGAACCAAGUGGUCAAAUGUAUCUGGUUUGCCAUUUCCAGCCGUUUCAAGAACCAUCCUGGGGACAAUCCCAAGCAAGAGCACUGGCUGGACUGGGCAGCUGAGAAAUACCUAAAGCAGCUCAUUAUGGAUGUGAAGGCACUGACCAGGGUACUGUUCCUUUAUAUUCCAUUGCCCAUGUUCUGGGCGCUUUUUGAUCAGCAGGGCUCACGAUGGACCUUGCAAGCCACCAGGAUGAAUGGGAAUUUGGGUUUUUUCGUGCUUCAGCCUGACCAGAUACAGGUGCUAAAUCCCUUUUUGAUUGUUAUUUUCAUCCCACAGUUUGACCUUGUCAUUUAUCCCAAGUGUGGCAUUAAUUUCACAUCGCUUAGGAAAAUGGCUGUCGGUAUGAUAUUAGCAUGCCUGGGCUUUGCAGUUGCUGCUGCUAUAGAGAUAAAAAUUAAUGAAAUGACCACAUGCCAGCCAGAUUCCCAAGAGAUUUUCCUUCAAGUCUUGAAUCUGGCAGAUGAUAAGGUCAAAGUAACAGUGCUGGGUGAUGAAAAUAAUACUCUGUUGGCAGAGUCCAUCAAAUCCUUUCAGAAUAUGCCACACUAUUCCAAACUCCACCUGAAGACAAAAACGCAGAAUUUCUACUUUCAACUGAAAUAUCACAAUGUGUCUGUCCACACUGAGCAUUCUGCGGAGGAGAAAAUGUGGUACACUCUGAUCAUUCGAGAAGAUGGGGAAAGUAUUUCUAGCAUGAUGGUGAAGGAUGAAGAAAACAAAACAACCGAUGGGAUGAUAGCCACAAGGUUUGUUAACACUUUGCAUGAAGAGGUCAAUGUCUCCCUGGGUACAGAUGCAUCCCUCAUUGUUGGUGAAGACUAUGGUGUGUCUGCUUACAGAACUGUGCAAAGAGGAGAGGAAGAAUAUCCUGUGGUGCAUUGUAGAACAAAAAAUGAGGAUUUUUCACUGAAUUUGGGUCUACUAGACUUUGGUGCAGCUUAUCUGUUUGUUAUUACAAAUAGAACCAAUCAGGGUCCUCAGGCCUGGAAGGUGGAAUACAUCCCAGCCAACAAAGUGUCCGUUGCAUGGCAGCUACCACAAUAUGCCCUUGUUACAGCUGGGGAGGUCAUGUUCUCUGUCACAGGACUUGAGUUUUCUUAUUCUCAGGCUCCCUCUAGCAUGAAGUCUGUACUCCAGGCAGCCUGGUUGUUGACGAUAGCAUUUGGGAAUAUCAUUGUGCUUAUUGUGGCGCAGUUCAGUGGCCUGGCCCAGUGGGCCGAAUUCAUUUUGUUUUCCUGUCUCAUGCUGGUGGUCUGCCUGAUCUUCUCCAUCAUGGGAUACUACUAUGUUCCUUUAAAGCCAGAGGAUGUUCAGGGGUCAGCAGAUAAGCAGACCCCUCAAAUCCAAGGAAAUAUGAUCAACCUGGAAACCAAGAAGACAAGGCUCUAAUGGUUCCCUAGACUCUGCCCAGACCCAGUUCCUGACUCUGGUUUUGGCCAUCACCAUCUUCAAGCAUUUUUUACUCCAACUUGGUUGGAAGGGAGAAGUAGCAUCACAAUGAACUGAUCUUCACUUUUCUCUGAUGAUAGAGGCAAUUCUAGGACUGGGUUUUUCAGUACAUUAAAGCAAAGUCCCUGAGACGUUAUGUCUUUCUAUAUGUCAUCGAACUCAGUAAACCUUGUGUGGUUUUGCUGUAGCUGGCCUGGCAUCUCCAAAAACACAAAUGUAUAAUUGAGAUUGGUCUUUGUGGUUAUCAAAGUUCUGUAGGAAUUCUUUUACCUGCCAUUUAGAGCAGAUGACCCCACCUUUUGAAGUGCUGAUUUAAGGCCAAAUUUCAGAAUAACAGAGAAAUGGUAUUUUCAAAUGUCUUCAUUAACGGUGUAUUUGUUGUUUACAAGACUUCAGGAAUUGUUAUGUCUGGUGUGAUCUCAUCCAGGGCCUGACUUGUCAGCUCUUCAGGUUCAGUAAGACUGCAGUUAAUUUUUCAGUACAAAUAAUAAAAGACAAAAUGAUAUUUUAUUAACACACAGGAUAAGAUAUAUCAUUCUGAUAAUUACAGUAUUUUAUCUAUUAAUCCAAACACCCCUUUCUCAGUAUUGAUAGGACCUUGGAAACCAAAUUAAAGACAGUAAACAUGGUUCUGCAAAACAGAAAAGUAUAAACUGUACAAGUCCUGAUGAACAAUUCUUGUACAGUAUAUGCUUUUCUUAGGGACUAUAAUGUUUUAACUCUAGAUUAUGCCCACCUGUGGACAACUGUAUAGACACUAAUUAUCAUUUUCCAGCCCUCAUUUUCAAUGUUGUUGGCCCACCUUUUUCUUAUAUUAUUUAUUGCUGCUGCUGCUGCUAAGUCACUUUAGUCA